Aplysia californica (California sea hare) is the source of this 1059-nucleotide messenger RNA. RefSeq names its product cannabinoid receptor type 1B-like. The record is from RefSeq and is a predicted model, not a curated record. The transcript has a single exon. Gene Ontology annotation, molecular function: G protein-coupled receptor activity. Lineage: Eukaryota; Metazoa; Mollusca; Gastropoda; Aplysiida; Aplysiidae. Gene Ontology annotation, biological process: G protein-coupled receptor signaling pathway. The coding region runs from base 1 to 1059 and encodes 352 amino acids. Gene Ontology annotation, cellular component: membrane.
AUGAAUGUGACAAGUCACGAUGACCCAUCUGACGUCACCAGACCUGUUCUACCAGUCUCGCUGCUGCAGAUGCUACAACACAUCGUGGUGGUCUACGUCGGGAACCCGCUCACCCUCGCCGGAAGUGUGGCCAACGUCAUCAACAUCGUGGUCAUCUGCAGACUGGACCACAGGCAGACGGUCAACAUCAGCCUGCUGGCUAUGGCGAUAUCGGACCUGGUGGUGGCGGUGUGCACGCUGUGGCUGUGUAUCUCUCACUCCCCGCUUCUGUACUUCAUCCCAGAUCUACCCUUCAUACCCCAAGAGAUCAGCCUUCCUACUGGUAGUUGGGUUCACGUGACCUUUUCCAGAAUCACAGCCUACCUGACUUUGCUGAUAUCCGCAGAGCGUUGUUUGUGUAUCUUACUGCCAAUGAAGGUAAAAAAUCUGGUGACUAUUGCAAGAGUUAAAGCAAUUAUAGUCGUCAUCUUUAUCUGGGGUGUCGGUAGCCAGGUUCCAAUUCUGGCCACGAACCGAUUCGUGUGGAAAUUUAUCCCGGCGAGGAACCGAUCUCUGCUGGGUCUCAUCAAAAUCGACAGCAGUGACGACGUGCAAGUUGUUGUUCACAUGCUCACCACCAUCGCCAGCCAGUUCGUCGUUUUUUUCGGCGUGGUCGUCUGCACGACCAUUCUCGUCCUCAAACUCAGACAGCAAGCAAAAUGGCGGCAGUCGUCCAGCAGCACGGAAGCCUCAGACAUCGCCUCCAAACGCGACGCGAGAGUUUCCACAACGGUCACCGUCAUCUCUGCCAUCUUUGUCGUCUGCUACUUUCCAAACACGAUCAACUUCGUCUGUGUGACCACCGUCCCAGGGUACAAUUUGUUCCAACGAUAUCACGCGCUGCUUGUUCUCGUGAGCGCUUGUACCUUCCUGCUAGAGGCUUUCAACUCCUCCAUCAACAUCGUCGUCUACUACAAGUUCAGUUCUCAGUACAGGCGACAGUUCAGACGUUUGUUCGGCUCUUGCUUCAGACUCGUCAGUCCUCGAGAGACACAGCAGGAACAAAAGACAGCGGUAUAA